Molecule: messenger RNA, 543 nt
Organism: Coccomyxa subellipsoidea C-169
Lineage: Eukaryota; Viridiplantae; Chlorophyta; Trebouxiophyceae; Coccomyxaceae
Product: ribosomal protein S9 component of cytosolic 80S ribosome and 40S small subunit
Exons: 4
Coding region: 1-543 (180 amino acids)
Biological process (GO): translation; positive regulation of translational fidelity
Cellular component (GO): cytosolic small ribosomal subunit
Molecular function (GO): rRNA binding; structural constituent of ribosome
Source: RefSeq, a predicted model, not a curated record
AUGCCGCACAUAUCAUACUACCGGAACUAUGGGAAGACCUUCAAAAAGCCUCGGCGUCCUUUUGAGAAGGAGCGUCUCGACAGUGAGCUGAAGUUGGUCGGAGAGUUCGGGCUCAGGAACAAGCGUGAGCUCUGGCGUGUGCAGAUGGCUCUGUCAAAGAUUCGUCAGGCUGCGCGGACGCUGCUGACGCUGGACGACAAGGAGACAAAGCGGCUGUUUGAGGGCGAGGCGCUGCUGCGGCGCAUGUACAAGUACGGGCUGCUGGAGGAGGCCCAGAACAAGCUGGAUUACGUGCUUGCGCUGACGCCCCAGGACUUCUUGGAGCGCCGCCUGCAGACGCUCGUCUUCAAGCUGGGCCUCGCCAAGUCCAUGCACCACGCCCGCGUCCUCAUCCGCCAGAGGCACAUCAGGGUGGGCAAGCAGAUUGUGAAUGUGCCCUCCUUUAUGGUGCGCGUGGACAGCCAGAAGCACAUCGACUUUGCCCUCAACAGCCCCUUCGGUGGCGGCCGCCCCGGCCGCAACAAGAGGAAAGCGCUCAAGUGA